UUUUUGCAGGAAGAGGUGGGGCGGAUGAGGUGAGGGAUCACGUGUCAUUUCGAGGAAAUGAAACUAAAGAGAAACUAAAGGCAGUCAUUUUACAUACGUCAUUGCAGACAUGGCCUCAGCCAGCAGCCUCCUAUACGAAGAACAGCUCCUGUGUUCUAUCUGUCUGGGUGCAUUCACUGAGCCUGUCACUAUUCCAUGUGGACACAACUACUGCAAGACUUGUAUCACAGGAUACUGGUCCAGCAGUGACCAAAUACAGUGCCCCCUCUGUAAGAAGAGGUUCCACCGUAGACCACGCCUUCAGGUCAACACAGAGUUCAGAGAUAUGGUGGAGCAUUUCAACAACAUGAGGGUGGGAAAUGAAGAUGAGAUCGUUGCAAAGCCAGGAGAGGUGCCCUGUGACAUCUGCCUUGGGUUGAAGCUCAAAGCCCAGAAGACGUGUCUGGUGUGUUUGGCGUCAUACUGCCAGCCUCACCUGGAGCCUCAUCAGAGAGUCGCAACCCUUAAGAAGCACAAGCUGAUUGACCCUGUGUCAAACCUGGAGGACAGGGUGUGUAAGAGGCACGACAAGAUGUUUGAGCUCUUCUGUCACACAGACCAGAUGUGUGUUUGUUUCAUGUGCUUGAAGGACGACCAUGUGAUGCAUGAAACUGUCCCAUUUGAGCAUGUGUUCAGAGAGAGGAAAGCCCAGCCGGAUAUUGAGAUGUCAGAAAUGAAAAUGAUGGAGGACGCCAAAGCCAAGAGUAUUAGGGAGAUCAAGUGCUCUGUUGAACAGAGGAAGAAAGAGUCAGAGAAAGAGAUAGCAGACAUUGAUGAGGUUUUCACUGCUCUGGUGGCGUCUCUGCAGAGGAAACAGGCCGAGCUGACUGAGAUGAUUCGGAGGAAGCAGAAAGCAGCAGAGAAACAGGCUGAAGACCAUGUGACACAACUGGAGCAAGAAGUCAAUGAGCUGAGGAAGAGAAGAUCCAAAAUGGAGCAGCUCUUACAAACAGACGACCACCUCCACCUCCUGCAGAGCUGGCCAUCCCUCUACUCCCCUGAACACAACAAGGACCUGUUCCACCCCCUGUCCCACUCCACCACUCCAUCUACACAAGAUGUGUCUGACAGCAGUCAACAGAGGUAUGUAGGAAUGGUUAGAAAAGCAGUGGCUCGGAUGGAAAAGACAAUCGGUAAUGAGAUGGAGAUGCUUAUUCAUGAGGUCAGGUUGUCUGAUGGCUGUGAGAGCGCUCAACAGCCUGAUGAAGAAAAAACACAGACUUUUAAAGAAAGGUGGUAUCCACCUCAGGACAAGCUGAUGAUGAUCCAGAAGUACGAUGCAGUGGAUGUGACUCUGGACGCCUACACAGCCAGUAACAGGCUCUGGGUGUCUGAGAAUGGGAAGCAACUGAGCUUCCGUCAAGGCCAAUUGUUUUCUAGUACACUUUGGUACAUGAGACAAUUUGACCAUCAGCCUUAUGUCCUUGGUAAAGAUGGCUUUUCCUCAGGCAGAUUCUACUAUGAGGUUCGAGUCAGUGGGAGUACAGGCUGGGUCUUGGGAGUGGUCAAAGAGUCCAUUAACUUGCAAACAUUUUUCUAUCCCACUCCUGAAGAGGGAGGCUGGGCAUUUGGUGGACUCUACAAUGAAUCCCCAGAGAUAUAUUUGGCUGAUAUAGCUAACUAUGUUACCCUGUACCUGAGGCAGAGGCCCCAGACAGUUGGUGUGUUUGUCGAUUAUGAGAAGGGAGAGGUCUCCUUCUACGACGUGGACACCAGGACUCUGAUCUACUCUUACACAGGAUGUGCCUUCACUGAGACCCCAUCAUUGCUAAAGGUUUUUCUCCAUUAUCUACUUGGCAUUCCUGUAAGAAACCACAGACUAAAGCUGUACCCUUUUUUUGGUAUUUUAGGAAACAACACAAAUGAUGUACUUGUAAUAACUCCUGUGGGUUGUGCAACUUAAAGUACCACACACAUCAGAAGGGUUUUUUCUUAUUUCAGGAAUGGGGCAUAUGUAUUGUUAGAUAUUCUAUAUAUUGCUUUUGUUUUAACUAAAGAAAGUGAUGUUAAUUUUCAGUCGGUGAAAAGAUAGGUUUAUAUACGUACAUAUUGCAACACCUAUAUUUGACCACAGGGUGGCACCACUGUUUAACCAAUAUUCUGGUUUGUUGCUGAAAGAAGCAAGGAGGAAACAACAAGGAGUGGACAGAGGCAUCAUGGAAACUCCACUUAAUAGCUACUUUCAAAAUAUUCUUUUGAGGCACAGUUUAAUAACAUCAGUCUCAUUAGAGUCCACUUUUUAUGCUUGAAUUUCAGUAAUCCUGUUAGUUAGCUGUUGUUUUUUUAGAAUUUUACCACAAAAUACGGUAAUGUUUUCCUUUUUUGAAUACUAAAACAUCCACCUGUCAUGCUUGGCCACAACAUAUCUGAUAAAUGAUCUUCAAAACCAGCCCUGUAUUGCAACUGAUAUGUAUUGUUCUGCUUAAUAAAACUGUAUUUCUUAAAAA
This is a messenger RNA of Lates calcarifer (barramundi perch), 2486 nucleotides long. Its product is annotated as E3 ubiquitin-protein ligase TRIM39. Gene Ontology annotation, molecular function: zinc ion binding; protein binding. The transcript has 2 exons. Bases 110 to 1942 code for a protein of 610 amino acids. The record is from RefSeq and is a predicted model, not a curated record. NCBI's taxonomy places the organism in Eukaryota, Metazoa, Chordata, Actinopteri, Centropomidae.